CAUCUUGUUUACUGUUUCAAAUUCUAUCAACAUGCCCAGCAAUGUAUCCAACCGAGAUCUCUGAUUGCAAUCUCCCCCCUGUACUGUCCCCGCAGUCCCUCUGGUCAUCUCCUGUACUAUGGCUGCAGUCCCUGAUCAUCCCCUGUACUGUGUCCGCAGUCUCUGGUCAUCUCCUGUACUGUGUCCGCAGUCUCUGGUCAUCUCCUGUACUGUGUCCGCAGUCUCUGGUCAUCUCCUGUACUGUGUCCGCAGUCCUCGUCUCUGGUCAUCUCCUGUACUAUGUCCGCAGUCCGCAGUCUGGUCAUCUCCUGUACGUGUCCGCAGUCUCUGGUCAUCCCCUGUACUGUGUCCGCAGUCUCUGGUCAUCUCCUGUACGUGCGUCCGCAGUCUCUGGUCAUCUCCUGUACCGUGUCCGCAGUCUCUGGUCAUCUCCUGUACUAUGUCCGCAGUCUCUGGUCAUCUCCUGUACACUGUGUCCGCAGUCUCUGGUCAUCUCCUGUACUAUGUCCGCAGUC
Messenger RNA from Staurois parvus, 515 nucleotides. Lineage: Eukaryota; Metazoa; Chordata; Amphibia; Anura; Ranidae. The record is from the annotation of a GenBank genome assembly.